Messenger RNA from Mercurialis annua (annual mercury), 1319 nucleotides. RefSeq names its product chaperone protein ClpB3, chloroplastic-like. NCBI's taxonomy places the organism in Eukaryota, Viridiplantae, Streptophyta, Magnoliopsida, Malpighiales, Euphorbiaceae. The record is from RefSeq and is a predicted model, not a curated record. Gene Ontology annotation, cellular component: cytoplasm. Bases 238 to 1155 code for a protein of 305 amino acids. Gene Ontology annotation, molecular function: ATP binding; ATP hydrolysis activity. The transcript is spliced from 2 exons. Gene Ontology annotation, biological process: cellular response to heat.
UUUUGUUUGUAUCUAUUUGGGGUGUUGAAGGUUGGUGAAGUGAGGAUGGUAUUCCUAAAUUAGAAGUUACUUGGAGGAUCCUAGUCCAAUUAGUAUAUGAAUUCCAAAUUAGAAGUUAUUUGGGGAUUCCUACUCCAAUAUGAACUCCGCCAUGCCAUCUAUAUAUAAAGCAUCCUCCACACACACACCCAUCUUUAUUUCGAUUAUUGAUCUCCAAUCCACAAACUUUGGUGCGUCAUGCCUCAACAAAAGAAGCAAAUGUUUUCUUGGUUUCGGAAAAUUAAAAGAGAGAUUCUCAAGAUUCUGGAUUCUAAUAAGCAUCAGAAUGAUCGUCCGCUUGGAGCUUCUACCUUGAACCCUCAGCUUCAAAACUCUGAGAAAGAGUUUGCCAUGCCGACAGAAGUUGUUGAUCUCAGUGAGAGGACCAGGCUCAAGCAAUCCAGACUACAAGAUCUGGAGAAUAAGCCUAAGGGAAUUCGGACAUCAUUGUCAGACCCCCUCCCUCUUUUCAAACCCGAGGAACCCAGGAUGCAAAAUCUUGAGAUAGAGUUGAACAAACGUGUGAUGGGGCAGGAUCAUGCAGUUGAAGAUGUUGCUACGGGAAUUUGGAGAACAUGUCUCGGUUGGUCAAAACCCGGGCGACCAAUUGCUAGCUUCAUGUUCAUGGGCCCUGAUGGUGUUGCAAAAACACGAUUGGCUGAGUCAUUAGCUUCCUAUCUCUUCAGCACUGACGAUGCCCUUAUACGAAUCAACAUGAAUGAAUUCACCGAAAGCAAAUCCGCACUGCGCUUGAUUGGUGCACCAACCGGAUCCUCAGGAUAUCAGGAAGGGGGCCACUUGACAGAAAUCAUUCAUCGGAGACCAAAUGCUGUUAUUCUGUUUGAUGAGAUGGAAAAAGCCCAUUUUAAUGUGCGGAAUUUGUGCUGUCGGAUAUUAGAUUCUGGGAGACUAACUGAUUUAAAUGGUCGGACUGCCAGUUUCACCAAUACUAUCAUCAUUAUGACUACAAAUGUUGGCUCAGAGCAUACACUUGAAACGGACGACAAGUUGUCGAAGAAGUUAGCUUAUGAAGCUGCUGGAAGAUUGGUUUUUCGACGUGCCCUCAUGGAUGCGGUUGAUGAGUUGGUAGUUUUCCAGCCUUCCAAUAGAGAUUAGACAAAAAGUAGUUUAAGGUUGUAGGUCUCUUUUCAGUACUAGUUCAGAAUUGUCAACUAUGGAACCUGUUUCGGAGACUUAAUUAAGUCCUACUAAUAUCUUCUUAUGUUUGAAGUUGUGUUCAAACGGAACUCAGAAACAAUAAAGGAAUUCUUACUGAUAAA